GCGGGAGAGGUUGCGCAGAUCUGGUCCGGUUGGCAUACUUCUUACUCAUACCCACCGAAGUAGGGUCCCACAGAGAUAGCCCACCCCAAUCCCAGGAUGCCCAGCAGAACAGUCCGCUACGCUCGCUACAGCCCCCGACAGCGACGGCGGAGGCUGUUGGCUGAUCGGAGUGUGAGGUUCGCUAAUGAUGUUCUCUUCUUGGACCACAUCCGCCAAGGCGACCUGGAGCAAGUGGGGCGCUUUAUCCGAGCUCGGAAAGUCUCGCUAGACACUAUCUACCCCUCCGGCCUGGCUGCUCUUCAUGAAGCUGUGCUCUCUGGAAACCUGGAGUGUGUGAAGUUGCUAGUCAAAUAUGGUGCUGACAUUCACCAGCGGGAUGAGACAGGCUGGACACCACUGCAUAUCGCUUGCAGUGAUGGAUACCCUGACAUAGCCAGGUAUCUCAUCUCUUUGGGGGCAGACAGAGAUGCAACCAAUGAUGAUGGCGAUUUGCCCUCCGACCUCAUUGACCCGGACUUCAAGGACUUGGUGGAACUCUUCAAAGGAACCAGCAUGGAUUGAGCCAGCCCUGCCCUUUUGGUGUUUGUGCCCCUUUGGAGAAGCGGCAAGCACCUUGCCCCAGGGACUAGACUGCCCACUGAACAUGCAGUGAGGCAGCCAGGCUGGUUAGGACUUGUGGGGCACGACACUCUUGCCCCUAUACCCAUUUCUCUGGCCUGGCUUUUACUCCAGGUUUUUUUUUUAUGGUGAUACUUUUUACUUUUUCAAUAAACAUAAUUCCCAAGCUG
Messenger RNA from Rattus rattus (black rat), 788 nucleotides. RefSeq names its product protein phosphatase 1 regulatory subunit 27 (gene Ppp1r27). The record is from RefSeq and is a predicted model, not a curated record. Lineage: Eukaryota; Metazoa; Chordata; Mammalia; Rodentia; Muridae. The transcript is spliced from 3 exons. Gene Ontology annotation, molecular function: phosphatase binding. The coding region runs from base 97 to 561 and encodes 154 amino acids.